Molecule: messenger RNA, 1870 nt
Organism: Anthonomus grandis grandis
Lineage: Eukaryota; Metazoa; Arthropoda; Insecta; Coleoptera; Curculionidae
Product: sideroflexin-2
Exons: 8
Coding region: 202-1176 (324 amino acids)
Biological process (GO): serine import into mitochondrion; monoatomic ion transport
Cellular component (GO): mitochondrial inner membrane
Molecular function (GO): monoatomic ion transmembrane transporter activity
Source: RefSeq, a predicted model, not a curated record
UUUCUGUUUUGUCCGUUACUGUCAAUGUCAUCUGUUGGUCGGUUAAUGCGGGAGUGGGGGCAGCAAUUGAUUCGUCGCCGGAAACAAAAAAAAUCACAAUUUUUUUUUUCAAAAUUUAUUUUGGACUGAUUCGCAAAAAUCGUAAACAAGAACAACAGCUAUUUAUUCACAUAAAGCAAUAAAAGUACUUUCUCUAAAGCAAUGCCAGAGAGGAUCAAUAUUGAUGCCCCCCUUUGGGAUCAAAGCACUUUUGUAGGCAGAUUUAAGCAUUUCUUAUGGGUUACAGAUCCUAGAACCUGCACUGUCGGUGAUGAAGCUCUGGAUAAGGCAAAAGAUCUAGUGGAAAAGUAUAGAAGAGGCCUUGAACCUCCAGGCACUACUUUGGAACAAGUAAUUUAUGCUAAGAAAUUAUAUGAAAGCGCCUUUCAUCCAGACAGUGGAGAAAAACAGAAUGUUUUUGGUAGAAUGUCUUUUCAAGUACCCGGAGGAAUGGCUAUUACUGGGGCUAUGUUGCAGUGGUACCGCACACCAUUUGCAGUGGUAUUCUGGCAGUGGGUUAACCAGUCAUUCAACGCCUUGGUAAAUUACACUAAUAGAAAUGCAAAAUCUCCCACCACCACUACUCAGUUAGUAGUUGCCUACGUUUCGGCCACCUCUUCUGCCAUGAUAACUGCUUUGGGCUGUAAAUAUUAUUGGUCAAAAAAAGCUAGUCCAUUUAUGCAAAGGUAUGUUCCUUUUGCUGCUGUAGCUGCGGCAAAUUGUGUUAAUAUUCCUCUUAUGAGGCAAAAUGAGUUUCUUCAUGGAGUUGAUUGCUCAGAUGAGCAAGGCAAAAUCGUGGGCCAGUCAAAACUGGCAGCUGGAAAAGCAUUUAGUCAAGUGAUCAUUUCUCGAAUCAUAAUGUGUGCUCCUGGUAUGUUAAUUUUACCAAUAAUAAUGGAAAGAGCCGAAAAGUUGCCAUUUAUGAAAAGAAUCACUUAUUUACACGGUCCUAUUCAAGUUUUGGGAGUCGGAUGCUUCUUGUCCUUUAUGGUACCUACUGCUUGUGCCAUAUUUCCUCAAAAAUGUUCUAUAAAAACUACGACUUUGGCGAGGCUUGAGCCGAAAGCUUACGAAGAAAUAAAAAGCAAUUGCGGAGAUAAGGUCCCCGAAAGAGUGUAUUUCAAUAAAGGGCUUUAAGUUUGGGGUUAUCUCUAUUUAGACAAUAAAUGGGUCUUUGCUUAGUAAUGUUUAGAUAAAUCCGGUCACGUACUUUCGUUUUGAAGUAUACGUAAUAAACGCGAGAAAAAUCGAAAUUGUAUAUUGUUUCAAGCAGAAUUUCGGGGAGGUGGGCUCACAUAGUUUUUAUUAAAUAAUUUUUUCAAAGGAACACUUUUAUUGCAUUUUUUUUUAGAAAAAAAUUGUUUAGACAGCGUUCUGAUAUAAAUGAACCGGUCAAAAGCUCUCUGAAGCCAAACAUUAUUUGAGUUUACAUAUAUAUACUAUAUAAUACAUAUUUUGAGUUUUUAAUAAAUUUGAUGCCUAUAUGACUGUUUGAAACAAAAUACUUUUUAAAAUGACACAUUACAUAAUAUAUUAACAAUAUAGAAUAUUAACAAAACUAAAGUCAUUUAGAGUGUUUUUGAAGCUGAACUUUUUUUUUAAUUUUACUACCUACACGGUAUUUUGUAACUAUUGUUGGUUAAUAGAUAAGUACCAAAAUAUUUUAGCAAUAUUAUAAAAAUUCAUCUUAAUAACUUUUUCAGCAAUAUUUAUACAUUGUACUGUAUUAUUAUUCUAUUCUCGGAUACGUGCCACUCUGAUUUUGUUGAUUAAUUGUAUUGUUCUGUUAUUUGUUGUUUUUUUUAAAAUAUACUUGGUUGAAAAACUUGAA